Aedes albopictus (Asian tiger mosquito) is the source of this 892-nucleotide messenger RNA. It is a transcript of the gene RpL10Ab, whose product is annotated as large ribosomal subunit protein uL1. Gene Ontology annotation, cellular component: cytosolic large ribosomal subunit. Gene Ontology annotation, molecular function: structural constituent of ribosome; RNA binding. The record is from RefSeq and is a predicted model, not a curated record. Gene Ontology annotation, biological process: translation; maturation of LSU-rRNA. The transcript has 3 exons. Bases 125 to 778 code for a protein of 217 amino acids. NCBI's taxonomy places the organism in Eukaryota, Metazoa, Arthropoda, Insecta, Diptera, Culicidae.
CCGAGUUGAACUGUCAAACCAACGUGUCAGUUCAGCAGAAAAAACUCUUUUGUUUCCGGCCAUCGCACAGUCGUUCUCUUUUCACUUGUAAUCGUCGUCAAGUGCGGUCGCACAACGCAGCAUUAUGGCAACCAAAGUGUCGAAGGACAUCCUGUACGAAUGCGUCAACGAGGUGCUGAAGGGCUCCAAGAAGAAGCACCGCCGCUUCCUGGAGACCGUGGAACUCCAAAUCGGUCUGAAGAACUACGAUCCCCAGAAGGACAAGCGUUUCUCGGGCACUGUCAAGCUGAAGUACAUCCCGCGCCCGAAGAUGCAGGUGUGCGUCCUCGGAGACCAGCAGCACUGCGAUGAGGCCAAGGCUAACGAUAUUCCUUACAUGGAUGCCGAAGCCCUGAAGAAGCUGAACAAGAACAAGAAGUUGGUCAAGAAACUAGCCAAGAAGUACGACGCCUUCCUGGCCUCGGAGUCGCUCAUCAAGCAGAUUCCCCGUCUGCUCGGACCCGGUCUGAACAAGGCUGGUAAGUUCCCUGGUCUGUUGGCCCACAGCGAAUCGAUGGUGCAGAAGAUCGACGAGGUCAAGGCCACCAUCAAGUUCCAGAUGAAGAAGGUCCUGUGCCUGUCCGUGGCCGUUGGACACGUCAAGAUGAACCCCGACGAGCUGGCCCAGAAUGUGCAUUUGUCGAUCAACUUCCUGGUGUCGCUGCUGAAGAAGCACUGGCAGAACGUCCGCUCGCUGCACAUCAAGUCCUCGAUGGGAGCCGCCCAGCGUCUGUACUAAGAAGAAGCACGGAACGGGUCGAUUGGUACCAUUUUACGGUACCAAACUCUGAAAAUAAGUAUAUGUAAGGUACUUUUUGCGAUGUGAAUACAAUCGGAUCGUUGCGAAAAGGAA